Phyllotreta striolata is the source of this 3475-nucleotide messenger RNA. The record is from the annotation of a GenBank genome assembly. Lineage: Eukaryota; Metazoa; Arthropoda; Insecta; Coleoptera; Chrysomelidae.
CUAAAAUCUUUUUGAUGUUAUUAUGUAAUAAACUAUUAGUAGACUUAAAUUUACUAUUUGAUAGAUUAUUUUUUUUAAUUAACAUUCCUUUUAGAUUUCGUACAUUCUAUGUGAUAUUACAUUUUAUAAUUAUUAUUGAUUUUGGUUGGUACUCCUGUCCAAAACGGAUUAGGACCUCAUUAGAAACUUUCUAUUUAUCAAUGGGUAGAAGGGGGCAUGCGUGAUUAUUGUAUUCACUUUUUGAUUUUAUAAGUUGACUUUUGACUUUUUAGGAAUUAAUCUUACAAAAGCUUUAUAGUAUUUUUUUAUUAAUUAUAUCUUUUAACGCAAAGACUGAGAAUAUGCCUGUAAGGAGAGCUCUGCACGCAGGAAGUUGGUACACUGAUUCAGGAGCCGAAUUGUCCAGGCAAUUAGAUUACUGGCUGAAUCAGGCCGAUUUGAGUCACGGACCAGCCAGAGCCAUAAUCGCCCCGCACGCUGGGUACCAGUACUGCGGCGCCUGCGGGGGCCACGCUUACAGACAAAUAAGUCCAGUUGUUGUACGCCGAAUUUUUAUUUUGGGACCCUCUCAUCAUGUUCGCCUAUCUGGUUGUGCCUUGUCCAGUGCGCAAAAAUACAAAACGCCCCUUUACGACCUCCACAUAGACUCGCAAAUAAACGGUGAAUUGGAAAUGACGGGCCAGUUCGAAUGGAUGGAUUUAGAUACCGAUGAGAACGAACACAGCAUCGAGAUGCAACUACCUUACAUAGCAAAAGUGAUGGAAAGUUACAAAAAUCAAUUCACUAUUGUUCCUAUACUAGUUGGGUCCCUCAGUCCGGAGAAGGAAGCUUGCUAUGGAAGGAUCCUGUCCAGUUAUUUGGCCGAUCCCAAAAAUCUCUUUAUAGUGUCUUCGGAUUUUUGCCAUUGGGGACACAGGUUUAGAUACACCUACUACGACAGGUCUUACGGGAAUAUCUACCAGUCGAUCGAAGGAUUGGAUAGAGUGGGGAUGAAUAUUAUUGAGAAUCUGAACCCUACGGAAUUUACCAAUUAUUUGAAGAAGUAUGGAAAUACUAUAUGUGGAAGACAUCCUAUAGGUAUACUAUUACAGGCAAUACAAGAAUUACUCAGGAAUGACAGUAGUCAAAACGCUAGUCUGAAAUUUUUAAAGUACGCUCAGUCUAGCCAGUGUCGCAAUAUGAACGAUUCUUCCGUAAGUUACGCCUCAGCAGCUUUAGUGAUAGAUUAGUACAAACGUGGCCUUACAUUGACUGUUUUCAAAUUGAAGCUUUUAGGUUUAUUUUACUUGGAUUUAUUAUUUUUUUAGUUGUGUAUCCGAUUACCAUAUUUUAAUUAGGAUUUUAUUGUUUUUAUGCCUUAUUUUUUUGCGAGUGGUAACAGGAUUUUUUUAAGGGUGUGUGAUUUAAUUUCUCAUUAAGGUUGAAUUAAUUGGCUUUAUUUUACGUUUAUUAUGUACAUUUUAUCAAAGAUUUUAUAUUUUAUUUUCGCUCGUGAAGUGUGUCGUGCAGAUUCACAGUUUGGCCUUCAUGAAUGGUGAUUUAUUUCAAUAAUUUUGCAAUGCAAAAACAAAUCCAGUGCAUUUGAAAUCAGUAUGAAACUUUUACAAUCAUCCUGUUAGCUCUACCAAAUACAUAAAAAGUAGAUUGGACACAAAUAGUUCUGUUAAAUGCAGUGCAAUCACAUGGAAUAUUCAUUAAUUCGAUAAAAACGUCCAUUAGUAUAUGAAUUUAGCAUCCGAAUGUUUAACUAAAUUGUGUCCAUCGUAAACGCUCGUCAAUAUUUAUUAGUCCAAAAUGUUGCACUGCAUUAUUUUGACCCGACACGUUAAAAUAUGGACCUUAUUUCAACAACAGUCAACAGUUAAAAGUGCUCUUCACAAAUUUGUCUCGCAUAAGGAUACAUUUCGUAGUUGUGACAAUCUUAUUGAUGAAAGAGAAGCAAUUGCUCGGUGCCUGAUUGAUUGCAUACAUUUAAAAUACUCCAAAAUGGACAGCAAUAUGUAAAUUCGUUUUUUUUUUUAAACAAAUACUUUGUAUCCUUGUAUCAGACUCAUUGCUAGAUUGCGGAUUUCCUCGGUCAUAAAUCAGGUUGGCUUGUGCACGUUUUCGUAUUUAACACGACAAAAUUGGCGUUAUGACCGCAUGGAGUCCGUAAUGUACUCGUAUUUAUAACAAUUAAUAUAAUGAAUCAAUCUCAAAACUUUUAAUUAAUAAUUAAUCGGUGAUGCCUCUUUCUUUAUACAUGAACUUAUCGAAUAUUUUAAUUGAAUGGGAAAGAAGUUUCAUCGUUGUUUACAAUCGUGUAAUCAUUUUUUUUUAAUCGAAAUAAAUUGUAGUAAUCGAGUUUCUCGGAAAUUGAAAUGAAUUGGCGUGUUAAUUGUAAAUUAAUUUUUAAACAGUUAUGCUAAAAAGUUGUGCAAUACACGACUAUUUCACAUUAUAUAGCUGGAAAGCUGGAGAUUAUUUUAUUUUAUUACUCUGUGCAUUUACAUAUACUCUUCUAUUUUGUUACAUUAGAGCAUAAACUUCACUUCGAGUUUAAACCAUACAUCGAAAAUGUUUAUUUUUACUUGAUGAAAAAUACUUUUCCUACACUUUAGCACAUUUCUAGUAGUUGAGUGUCUUCAUUAAUCUUAAUAAUUUCUCGUAUAAAAACCCAAAAAGCAGGAGUAUUGAUCUGCAUAUUAAACGAGAUUCAAUAGAUUUACACUGCACAUCAAUUUUUUCCAUGCAAUCUCAUUGUGUAAUUUUGUGAUAGACCAGAUCAUCGCUGUUCUCAAGCUUGUUUCGCUUAAGCUAUUAAGUUAGUGUUAAGGAAACUUAAUCGAAUGAUUCCAUAAAUGUGAAAUGGGAUGGGAUUUAUUCCACUCCGAAUGUCAUGUCUUAAUAUUUUUUUUAAUUAGCAGAAGACGUGAUAAUUGGACGUAUGUUCAAUUAAAAUGUAAGCGUGUUUCUGUGUCGUUUAGUGAAGGUAAUUGAAAGGUAGCCGCUAUUUAUAAGUAUUUUUAUUAUGAAGCUUCGAUGGCAACUUAUAAACAUCAUUUAGAAGAGUUAAUAGUGUUCAUAUUGUUUAAGAUUAGGUUUAAUCGAGUCGUCUCUAUGGAGUAUGGUUGAAAAUGGUCGUAUGGAGUUUACUGCCAUUUUGUUUACUAGUACUUAGAACCUACUUUUUAAUUAAACUAUAACUAGACUUACUAUAAUGAGUAACUGUAUGUAAGUGUUCCAAUUAAUUUCACUAAAUUACCUGCAGAAACGGCCUUAAGCACUCAUGUACUCGCCCAUUAAUUAAUUAUGUAUAUUUUUACUUGUCAACUUUAAUUAAUUUACAUUGGAUAUGUUACUUAGCCAUAUUUGAAAAGAUAUCAUGAUUUUCUAUAGGCCUACGAGAUUGUAGACCAAGGACUGUAUAUUUGUAAUAUACGAAAUUUAUACGCCUUUGAAUAACAAGUUUUUUAUUCCAUAGCAAUAAAGUAUU